AUGGGUUAUCAAGAGAUGAAGGAGAUGCCGCAAGUGUUGAAGCCGGUGCUUCUGGUAACUGUCCCCUUCUGAAUCCACGUGUCAUCCUCGUGCGUUUUGCAGCUACUCACCCUCCUCCAAAUCAUUUUCAUGGCUUCUCCGGGCCUCAGAGGAUGGGGAUGGUUCGUUUGUCUCACUUCCAUUUUGGAGUUCAUUGCUGCCAUCGGAGUGUUCGCUGCAGUCUUUUUUGAUCUUCUCUUCACAAAGUCUAGCCAAUGGGUUCUAAUUGUAAGUCCUCGGGGGUUACAGUACUUUAUAUUGAUCACACAAUGCAUUCUUAUUUCUUUACCUACAGGAGCUGGCCUACAGUGCAGUUUUCUGCGUGUUCAGUGCCCUCAACACCAUCUACUACUUCUGCAACAUCUUCUACCACUUCAACUUCUGGUUCCUCCUGGCCACUGUGAGUUCUUCAGUCGUUCCUCUCCAAUUCCGUUUCCCAGAUCGUCUCCGUGCUCAUCGUGCUUGCCUACGGUCUCCAGACCCUCGUUGCAUGGACUUCCCGCUCCGGAGGACCUGCCACGUCGAGCACCGGCAACCAAGCGACCGCCGCCCCGCCUCCGUCCGCUUAUCCGGCCGGAGUGAACCCCGCCUAA
Caenorhabditis sp. 36 PRJEB53466 is the source of this 632-nucleotide messenger RNA. NCBI's taxonomy places the organism in Eukaryota, Metazoa, Nematoda, Chromadorea, Rhabditida, Rhabditidae. The record is from the annotation of a GenBank genome assembly.